AUGUCUCGUUUGAUUGUAAAGGGACUUCCUAAGUACUUCGAUGAGCAAAAACUCAGGAACCAUUUUUCCAAGCAAGGAGAUGUUACUGAUGUUAAGCUCAUGAAGAAGAGAAAUGGUGAAUCCAGAAGAUUUGCGUUUAUUGGUUAUAAAUCAUUUGAAGAUGCAGAGAGGUCUGCUAGGUUUUUUAACAAGUCGUUUAUAGAUACGGCUAGGAUUGAUGUCGAGUUAGCAAAAACUUUCUCUGAUCCUUCGGUUCCUUUGUCAUUUAAAGAGAAAAGAAGAUUAAACGAUGAAAAGCUUAGGGAACAGGAAGCAAGAUUAAUAGAAGAACAAGAAAGGAAAAAUAAAAGACAAAGAACAAACAAAUCGACUAUCGAUGAAGAAAUCGAAAGCAAUCCAAAAUUAAAAGAAUUCAUGGAAGUUAUGAAACCAUCUCAUCAAGUUAAAUCAUGGGCAAACUAUGACUUGGCUGAUGGAUCAGGAGCUCCUUCAACUCAAGCAUUGACUGAUGAAUUAGCUAGACAAGAUGGAAAUGAAAAAUCAGUGGAAACUAAUAAACCUAGUGUUUUGCAGGCCCCUGAAGGAGAAAGUGAUGACGAAUAUGAGGAUUUCAGAUCAGGUGCUAACAGAGCAGAAGGAGAAGAAGAAGAAGAAGAAGAAGAGAAAAUGAUCAGUUUAAGCGAAUUACCUGAAGAGGAGAAUAAGUUGGCUCAUGAUGAAAAUGUUACUGAUCUUGAUUGGUUAAAAAUGAGAAGAAGACGUAUGAAAGAUAAUGAACCUGUUAAUGAGACAGAAGCCGCAGAUUCUGUUUCUAAGGAAGACAUAAGAAUUGGAGAAUCUAAACAAAUUCCUGAAAAACAAUUAGAUGAACCGCAACAAUCACCGGAAGAAGCUACUAUUGCAAAAAUUUCUGAAACUGGUCGUUUAUUUGUUAGGAAUAUUUUAUACACUUCCACAGAACAAGAAUUCCGUGAAUUAUUCGAAGCAUACGGGCCUCUUGUAGAAGUACAUGUUGCUAUUGACACUCGUACUGGAAAGUCCAAAGGAUUUGUUUACAUUCAAUUUGCUAAAAAUGAAAAUGCUUUAUCAGCAUAUCAUGCAUUGGAUAAACAAAUUUUUCAAGGUCGAUUAUUGCAUAUUUUACCUGCCGAUAAGAAGAAAGAUCAUAGGUUAGAUGAAUUUGAUUUAAAAAAUCUUCCAUUAAAGAAGCAACGUGAAUUAAAGAGAAAAGACCAAGCAUCGAAGACACAAUUUAGCUGGAAUUCGUUAUACAUGAAUAGUGAUGCUGUAUUAGAUUCAGUUGCAGCAAAGAUGGGUGUUUCCAAAUCUCAGUUGAUCGAUGCCCAAAGCUCUAAUUCUGCAGUAAAGCAAGCUUUAGCAGAAGCACAUGUUAUUGGAGAUGUCAGGAAGUAUUUUGAGAACAAAGGUGUUGAUUUAACCACUUUUGAUAAGAAAGAGAGAGAUGACAAAGUCAUUUUGGUGAAAAAUUUCCCUUUUGGUACAACUAUUGAAGAAAUUGGAGAAUUGUUUUCAGAAUAUGGCCAAUUAAAAAGAAUGUUGAUGCCACCGGCUGGGACUAUUGCAAUUGUUGAGUUCCGAGAUGCUCCAAGUGCAAGAGCUGCAUUCCAAAAGUUAGCAUAUAGAAGGUUUGGAAAGAGUAUUAUAUAUUUGGAAAAGGGUCCAAAAGAUUUGUUUACUCGUGAACCUUCUUUGGAUGAAAAUAAUGUAACCUCUGAGAAGCCAAAUGAAAAGGCAGUUGAAGCAAAGGUAACUGCUAAUGAUAUAAUGGGAGAUUCUAAAGUACAAGAAGAUGAAGAUACAAUUGAUGGACCUACUGUUUCUAUAUUUGUCAAGAACUUAAAUUUUGCUACGACUUCCCAAAGAUUGACAGAAGCUUUCCAAUCUCUUCCAGGGUUUAUUGUUGCCAAUGUUAAGGUUAAACCAGAUCCAAAGAAGUCGGGAGGCACCCUUAGUAUGGGAUUUGGAUUCGUUGAAUUUAAAACUAAAGAACAAGCAAAUGUGGCUAUUAGCACCAUGAAUGAUUUCAUUUUGGAUGGUCACAAAUUACAACUAAAAUUAUCUCAUAGACAAAGCGGAGCUGCAUCUUCUUCAUCCAAGGGUGAGAAAUCUAAUAAAUCUAAUAAAAUUAUUAUCAAGAAUUUACCUUUCGAAGCUACAAGAAAAGAUGUGUUGGAAUUAUUCGGUGCUUUUGGUCAAUUAAAAUCUGUUAGAGUACCUAAGAAAUUUGAUAAAUCUGCUAGAGGUUUUGCGUUUGUUGAAUUCUCCUUAUUGAAGGAAGCUGAAAAUGCAAUGGACCAAUUAGAAGGUGUCCAUUUGCUUGGUAGAAGAUUAGUUAUGCAAUAUGCUGAACAGAAUACUGAAGACGCAGAAGCUGAAAUAGAUAGAAUGACAAAGAAGGUUAAGAAACAAGUAGCAACUCAACAAUUAGCAUCUGCAAGAUUAUCUGGUAAAGGAAAGAAUAUUGACUUAGAGACUGAAUCAGGCGAUGAGUUUGAUAUUGCAAAUUAG
Debaryomyces fabryi is the source of this 2529-nucleotide messenger RNA. RefSeq names its product RNA-binding ribosome biosynthesis protein. Gene Ontology annotation, molecular function: RNA binding. Lineage: Eukaryota; Fungi; Ascomycota; Pichiomycetes; Serinales; Debaryomycetaceae. The transcript has a single exon. The coding region runs from base 1 to 2529 and encodes 842 amino acids. The record is from RefSeq and is a predicted model, not a curated record.